AUGUUGCCACAGGCUAGAUGGGCGCGGGAUCGCCAUGUCAAAGACGAAGAACAUGCCCCCCUGCUCAGCCGGGCUGAGAAGGGAUAUGGGAGUACACGAAAGACACGGUCUGGCCAAGAUAGGCACGAUGACCAGCGGCCUCUGCGGGAGAUAUGGAUGUCUAAGCUGGACGAUGACAACAAUAUCUCUGCCCUGACCAUACCUGGCACCCAUGACAGUGCCGCGUUCACGAACUCGUGGCCGUUCAUACAGACUCAGAACAAGACUAUCAUGGAGCAGCUCAAUGCCGGGAUUAGGUACUUUGACCUCCGCUGUGGUCUUCGAGAUGAUGGUCUAGAAAUGGUACACGGAAGUAUCCUCCUCGGUCUCACUCUCAGCAUGGUGCUGGAUGCCAUGUACCUUUGGCUUCUUUCUCACGGAAGCGAAGCUCUCGUUGUCCAGAUUAAACAGGAUAGGAAACCAGAGCGAUCGACUAUCCACUUCGCUAAUGCCAUCUGGAGGAGUCUUUCGCAAGCACCCGCGCGCUGGCGCACGGCAAACACCACGCCUACACUCGGCGAACUACGCGGCAAGAUCCAGCUGCUACGACGCUUCACUGGCCCAACGUUGCGGGCGUACGGCAUAGAUGUAACACAAUGGCAAGACAACCCCAGUCGUCCUUUCACGAUCAACACACAGCACGAGGUCAAAAUAACGAUUCAAGACCACUACAGCUUCGGCGACCCAGAGCCAUUACCCUCCCUAGUAACGGCAAAAGGCGGUGAUGUUGCCGAGCUCCUCAACCACGCUGCCGCAGACCCGGACCCAGGACACUGGUAUAUGAACUUCACGAGCGCCUACGAGUUUAACUUCUGGUAUCAGCUGCCGCCUCGCGAGGUGGCCAUAGGUGGAUGGUGGAGCUUUCGAUGGGAAAGUGGCAUGAAUCCGCGUUUAUGCACCUUUCUCAACACGCAGAAGUGCAGACGACGAUUCGGCAUAGUAGCUAUGGACUUUCCAGAUGUUGGGCCAGCCAGCUCCGAGGACUUGAUCACCAGCUUGAUCAUGACGAAUUUUGGACCUGAUCCAGGCGAGGCACGACGGUUCUGGAAGAAGCUUGCGUUGGAUGCUACCUUGAUGCUUGUGCUCGCCACCAUUGUUACCGUGGCGAUGCUGUGCUUUAUGGACGGCCGUGGGAGAUGA
This is a messenger RNA of Recurvomyces mirabilis, 1179 nucleotides long. RefSeq lists its product as uncharacterized. Gene Ontology annotation, biological process: lipid metabolic process. NCBI's taxonomy places the organism in Eukaryota, Fungi, Ascomycota, Dothideomycetes, Mycosphaerellales, Teratosphaeriaceae. Gene Ontology annotation, molecular function: phosphoric diester hydrolase activity. The record is from RefSeq and is a predicted model, not a curated record. The transcript has a single exon. Bases 1 to 1179 code for a protein of 392 amino acids.